AUGUCUAUCUAUCAACGUGAAUCUAUUCAUGCUUAUCUAUCUAUGUAUCUAUCUAUAUAUAUAUAUAUAUAUAUAUAUAUAUAUAUAUAUAUAUAUAUAUAUAUAUCUGUUAUCUAUUCUAUCUAUCUAUCUAUCUAUCUGUUACUAUCUAUCUAUCUUAUCAAUCUUUCAUUCUGUUCCUAUCUUAUCUAUCUUUCAUUCUGUUCCUAUCUAUCUAUCUAUCUAUCUAUCUGUUACUAUCUAUCUAUCUUAUCAAUCUUUCAUUCUGUUCCUAUCUUAUCUAUCUUUCAUUCUGUUCCCAUUCUAUCUAUCUAUCUAUCUAUCUAUCUAUCUAUCUGUUACUAUCUAUCUAUCUUAUCAAUCUUUCAUUCUGUUCCUAUCUUAUCUAUCUUUCAUUCUGUUCCUAUCUAUCUAUCUAUCUAUCUAUCUAUCUAUCUAUCUAUCUAUCUAUCUAUCUAUCUGUUACUAUCUAUCUAUCUUAUCAAUCUUUCAUUCUGUUCCUAUCUUAUCUAUCUUUCAUUCUGUUCCUAUCUAUCUAUCUAUCUAUCUAUCUAUCUAUCUAUCUAUCUAUCUGUUACUAUCUAUCUAUCUUAUCAAUCUUUCAUUCUGUUCCUAUCUUAUCUAUCUUUCAUUCUGUUCCUAUCUAUCUAUCUAUCUAUCUAUCUAUCUAUCUAUCUGUUACUAUCUAUCUAUCUUAUCAAUCUUUCAUUCUGUUCCUAUCUUAUCUAUCUUUCAUUCUGUUCCUAUCUAUCUAUCUAUCUAUCUAUCUAUCUAUCUGUUACUAUCUAUCUAUCUUAUCAAUCUUUCAUUCUGUUCCUAUCUUAUCUAUCUUUCAUUCUGUUCCUAUCUAUCUAUCUAUCUAUCUAUCUAUCUGUUACUAUCUAUCUAUCUUAUCAAUCUUUCAUUCUGUUCCUAUCUUAUCUAUCUUUCAUUCUGUUCCUAUCUAUCUAUCUAUCUAUCUAUCUAUCUAUCUAUCUGUUACUAUCUAUCUAUCUUAUCAAUCUUUCAUUCUGUUCCUAUCUUAUCUAUCUUUCAUUCUGUUCCUAUCUAUCUAUCUAUCUAUCUAUCUAUCUGUUACUAUCUAUCUAUCUUAUCAAUCUUUCAUUCUGUUCCUAUCUUAUCUAUCUUUCAUUCUGUUCCUAUCUAUCUAUCUAUCUAUCUAUCUAUCUGUUACUAUCUAUCUAUCUUAUCAAUCUUUCAUUCUGUUCCUAUCUUAUCUAUCUUUCAUUCUGUUCCUAUCUAUCUAUCUAUCUAUCUAUCUAUCUAUCUAUCUAUCUAUCUAUCUGUUACUAUCUAUCUAUCUUAUCAAUCUUUCAUUCUGUUCCUAUCUUAUCUAUCUUUCAUUCUGUUCCUUCUAUCUAUCUAUCUAUCUAUCUAUCUAUCUAUCUAUCUAUCUAUCUGUUACUCUCUAUCUAUCUUAUCAAUCUUUCAUUCUGUUCCUAUCUUAUCUAUCUUUCAUUCUGUUCCCUAUCUAUCUAUCUAUCUAUCUAUCUAUCUAUCUAUCUAUCUAUCAAUCUUAUCAAUCUUUCAUUCUGUUCCUAUCUUAUCUAUCUUUCAUUCUGUUCCUAUCUAUCUAUCUAUCUAUCUAUCUAUCUAUCUGUUACUAUCUAUCUAUCUUAUCAAUCUUUCAUUCUGUUCCUAUCUUAUCUAUCUUUCAUUCUGUUCCUAUCUAUCUAUCUAUCUAUCUAUCUGUUACUAUCUAUCUAUCUUAUCAAUCUUUCAUUCUGUUCCUAUCUUAUCUAUCUUUCAUUCUGUUCCUAUCUAUCUAUCUAUCUAUCUAUCUAUCUAUCUAUCUAUCUGUUACUAUCUAUCUAUGAUAUCAAUCUUUCAUUCUGUUCCUAUCUUAUCUAUCUUUCAUUCUGUUCCUAUCUAUCUAUCUAUCUAUCUAUCUAUCUAUCUAUCUAUCUAUCUAUCUAUCUGUUACUAUCUAUCUAUCUUAUCAAUCUUUCAUUCUGUUCCUAUCUUAUCUAUCUUUCAUUCUGUUCCUAUCUAUCUAUCUAUCUAUCUAUCUAUCUAUCUAUCUGUUACUAUCUAUCUAUCUUAUCAAUCUUUCAUUCUGUUCCUAUCUUAUCUAUCUUUCAUUCUGUUCCUAUCUAUCUAUCUAUCUAUCUAUCUGUUACUAUCUAUCUAUCUUAUCAAUCUUUCAUUCUGUUCCUAUCUUAUCUAUCUUUCAUUCUGUUCCUAUCUAUCUAUCUAUCUGUUACUAUCUAUCUAUCUUAUCAAUCUUUCAUUCUGUUCCUAUCUUAUCUAUCUUUCAUUCUGUUCCUAUCUAUCUAUCUAUCUAUCUAUCUAUCUGUUAUUAUCUAUCUAUCUUAUCAAUCUUUCAUUCUGUUCCUAUCUUAUCUAUCUUUCAUUCUGUUCCUAUCUAUCUAUCUAUCUAUCUAUCUAUCUAUCUAUCUAUCUAUCUAUCUAUCUAUCUAUCUGUUACUAUCUAUCUAUCUUAUCAAUCUUUCAUUCUGUUCCUAUCUUAUCUAUCUUUCAUUCUGUUCCUAUCUAUCUAUCCAUCUAUCUAUCUAUCUAUCUGUUACUAUCUAUCUAUCUUAUCAAUCUUUCAUUCUGUUCCUAUCUUAUCUAUAUUUCAUUCUGUUCCUAUCUAUCUAUCUAUCUAUCUAUCUAUCUGUUACUAUCUAUCUAUCUUAUCAAUCUUUCAUUCUGUUCCUAUCUUAUCUAUCUUUCAUUCUGUUCCUAUCUAUCUAUCUAUCUAUCUAUCUAUCUAUCUAUCUAUCUGUUACUAUCUAUCUAUCUUAUCAAUCUUUCAUUCUGUUCCUAUCUUAUCUAUCUUUCAUUCUGUUCCUAUCUAUCUAUCUAUCUAUCUAUCAUCUAUCUAUCUAUCUAUCUAUCUAUCUGUUACUAUCUAUCUAUCUUAUCAAUCUUUCAUUCUGUUCCCAUCUUAUCUAUCUUUCAUUCUGUUCCUAUCUAUCUAUCUAUCUAUCUAUCUAUCUAUCUAUCUGUUACCUAUCUCUAUCUUAUCAAUCUUUCAUUCUGUUCCUAUCUUAUCUAUCUUUCAUUCUGUUCCUAUCUAUCUAUCUAUCUAUCUAUCUAUCUAUCUAUCUAUCUAUCUAUCUGUUACUAUCUAUCUAUCUUAUCAAUCUUUCAUUCUGUUCCUAUCUUAUCUAUCUUUCAUUCUGUUCCCAUCUAUCUAUCUAUCUAUCUAUCUAUCUAUCUGUUACUAUCUAUCUAUCUUAUCAAUCUUUCAUUCUGUUCCUAUCUUAUCUAUCUUUCAUUCUGUUCCUAUCUAUCUAUCUAUCUAUCUAUCUAUCUAUCUAUCUAUCUAUCUAUCUGUUACUAUCUAUCUAUCUUAUCAAUCUUUCAUUCUGUUCCUAUCUUAUCUAUCUUUCAUUCUGUUCCUAUCUAUCUAUCUAUCUAUCUAUCUAUCUAUCUAUCUAUCUGUUACUAUCUAUCUAUCUUAUCAAUCUUUCAUUCUGUUCCUAUCUUAUCUAUCUUUCAUUCUGUUCCUAUCUAUCUAUCUAUCUAUCUAUCUAUCUAUCUAUCUAUCUAUCUAUCUGUUACUAUCUAUCUAUCUUAUCAAUCUUUCAUUCUGUUCCUAUCUAUCUAUCUUCUAUCUAUCUAUCUAUCUAUCUAUCUAUCUAUCUGUUACUAUCUAUCUAUCUUAUCAAUCUUUCAUUCUGUUCCUAUCUUAUCUAUCUUUCAUUCUGUUCCUAUCUAUCUAUCUAUCUAUCUAUCUAUCUAUCUAUCUAUCUGUUACUAUCUAUCUAUCUUAUCAAUCUUUCAUUCUGUUCCUAUCUUAUCUAUCUUUCAUUCUGUUCCUAUCUAUCUAUCUAUCUAUCUAUCUAUCUAUCUGUUACUAUCUAUCUAUCUUAUCAAUCUUUCAUUCUGUUCCUAUCUUAUCUAUCUUUCAUUCUGUUCCUAUCUAUCUAUCUAUCUAUCUAUCUAUCUAUCUAUCUAUCUAUCUAUCUGUUACUAUCUAUCUAUCUUAUCAAUCUUUCAUUCUGUUCCUAUCUUAUCUAUCUUUCAUUCUGUUCCUAUCUAUCUAUCUAUCUAUCUAUCUAUAUUUCUUUUUCCAUUUUUCUAACGAUUUUUUUCGUUUUCUUUUUUUCUCGUUUGUUUUUAUUCGUCUUUCGUCACUUUUCUUCGUUUUCCUUCUUAUCGUUCCUUUUUUUCAUUCGUACUUUUUGUCAUUUUCCUUUCGUUGUUAUUCGUCUCUCUUUCGAUUUUCUUUCCUACGUCAUUGCAUUUUUCAUUUUUUUUAUUUCUUAUUCCGCAUUGCUUCCUUUUUUUUUCUUUCAGCGUUUUCGUUCUUUUUUUCUGCUCUCCAUCAUCUUUCAAUUUUCUUCGUUUUUUUUUUUUUUUUGUCUUCUGUUGCUCUCUUUUCAUUUCUACUCUUUUUCUUCAUUUCAUUCUCUUCUUUCUCUUCUCUUUGUCCUCUAUCGCUCUCUCUUCACUUCUACCUUUUCUCGUCCAAUCUUUCUCUUUUGUUCUCUUCUAUUCAUUUUCUUCCUUUCAUAUGAUUUAUUUUCUUUUUUUCUCUUCCUUUCCUUUGUUUUUGUUUUUUCAUUUUAUACUCCUUCUUUCUUAGAUUUUUUUUCUCUUUAUUUCCUACCUUUCCUCCACUUUAAUUCUUUCCCAAUCUCACCAAAUGUUUCCUUCCUACCUCCUGCUGCUGAAUUCUAUUGCAAAAAGCUGCACCUUUCCGCCUCAGCCGAUAACACUCCUAAAACCAUAACUCUAUUUAUCUAUCUGUAUAUUUUAUUCUCUAUCUCAUUGUCCGUGUGUGCGUGCCUGCCUGCCUCGUUCGGUCCGUGCGUGCGUGCCUGCCUGGCUGUCUCGUUCGGCCCGUGCGUGCGUGCCUGCCUGGCUGUCUCGUUCGGCCCGUGCGUGCGUGCCUGCCUGGCUGUCUCGUUCGGCCCGUGCGUGCGUGCGUGCGUGCCUGCCUGGCUGUCUCGUUCGGCCCGUGCGUGCGUGCGUGCCUGCCUGGCUGUCUCGUUCGGCCCGUGCGUGCGUGCGUGCCCUGGCUGGCUGUCUCGUUCGGCCCGUGCGUGCCUGGCUGGCUGUCUCGUUCGGCCCGUGCGCCUGGCUGGCUGUCCUGUUCGGCCCGUGCGUGCCUGGCUGGCUGUCUCGUUCGGCCCGUGCGUGCCUGGCUGGCUGUCUCGUUCGGCCCGUGCGUGCCUGGCUGGCUGUCUCGUUCGGCCCGUGCGUGCCUGGCUGGCUGUCUCGUUCGGCCCGUGCCUGCCUGCCUGCCUGGCUGUCUCGUUCGACCCGUGCCUGCCUGCCUGCCUGCCUGGCUGUCUCCUUCGGCCCGUACGUGCCUGCCUAUUUAUCCGAGUCUGUUUAUGUCCGUCUGUCUGUCUCUCUAUCUAA
Messenger RNA from Acanthosepion pharaonis, 5319 nucleotides. Lineage: Eukaryota; Metazoa; Mollusca; Cephalopoda; Sepiida; Sepiidae. The record is from the annotation of a GenBank genome assembly.